CUGAUGCCUCUGGAGCUUUUUCUUUUAUGGCACCAUUGAAUCUGCCUCUGCAGAAGUACAGUGAAUGCUGUGGCUUCAUUUGGAACAAAGGGGAUUAGGGAAAAAAUCUUUCUGAUAAGGCAUUUGAAAGCAAGGGCAGGCAGUCUUUGGUUGUGAAUAUUUUCUGAUUUUUCCAGAAAUCAAGCAGAAGAUUGAGCUGCUGAUGUCAGUUAACUCUGAGAAGUCGUCCUCUUCAGAAAGUGGUGGUUCCGGGCAGCACAUAGAAGCACUGAGACCAUUUGUGACAGCUGGGUCCUUUACUGCAUCAUUACAGACUUUUUAAAAAGGGCAACAAUGGACUCCCCUCCUCCGCCAAAUGAGGCCAGAGCCUCAACAAAAAGUUCCUUCUGCACCUCCACCUCCACCUCCUCCACCACCUCCACCUUUGCCAGAGUCAGCACCACCAGAGCCAGAAGAAGAAAUUCUGGGAUCUGAUGAUGAAGAGCAAGAAGAUCCUGCAGAUUAUUGCAAAGGUGGCUAUCAUCCUGUGAAAAUUGGAGAUCUUUUCAAUGGCCGGUAUCAUGUUAUCAGAAAGUUAGGAUGGGGACACUUCUCUACAGUCUGGCUAUGCUGGGAUAUGCAGGGGAAAAGGUUCGUUGCAAUGAAAGUUGUGAAAAGUGCUCAACAUUAUACAGAGACAGCCUUGGAUGAAAUAAAGUUGCUUAAAUGUGUUCGUGAAAGUGACCCUAAUGAUCCAAAUAAAGACAUGGUUGUACAGUUAAUUGAUGACUUCAAAAUUUCUGGCAUGAAUGGCAUACAUGUUUGUAUGGUUUUUGAAGUGCUUGGACAUCAUCUUUUAAAAUGGAUAAUCAAAUCCAACUACCAGGGCCUUCCAAUUCGUUGUGUUAAAAGUAUAAUACGACAGGUGUUGCAAGGUUUAGAUUAUCUCCACAGCAAGUGUAAGAUCAUACAUACAGAUAUCAAGCCAGAAAACAUCUUGAUGUGUGUGGAUGACACCUAUGUGCGUAGAAUGGCUGCAGAAGCUACAGAGUGGCAGAAAGCUGGAGCUCCCCCUCCUUCUGGCUCUGCAGUGAGUACUGCCCCACAACAAAAACCUAUUGGAAAGAUCUCUAAAAACAAAAAGAAGAAACUAAAAAAAAAGCAAAAGAGGCAGGCUGAGCUACUAGAAAAACGUUUGCAGGAAAUAGAGGAAUUGGAGCGAGAAGCUGAAAGGAAAAAAAUAGAAGAAAAUAUAACCUCAAGUGUACUAUCCAAUGAACAGGAGGAUGAAUACCACCCUGAAGUCAAACUAAAAACUGUUGAGUUGGAGGAGGUAGCAGAUGAAGAACCUGGGAAUGAGGAUGGUGAAACAGAAGAUCAGGAUGAAAAGGAAGAUACAGAAAAAGAAAAUACAGAGAAAGAUGAUGAUGUUGAACAGGAACUUGUCAAUUCAGAGUCUACCGAUCCCACAUGGAUAGAAUCCCCCAAAACAAAUGGCCACAUUAUAAAUGGUCCUUUCUUACUGGAAGAACAGAUUGAAGAUGAAGAUGAGGAAGAGGAAGAAUGUCCAAAUGCUGAGCAAUAUAAUCUUGAAGAGCCAAAUGCAAAAAGUGAUUAUAACUAUAGUAGCUCCUACGAACAAUUCAAUGGCGAAUUGCCAAAUGGAUGUCAUAAAAUUCCCGAGUCACAGUUUUCUGAAUUCUCAGCUUCAGUAUUCUCUGGAGCUUUAGAUUCUAUAGCUUGUGGUUCAGUGAUUUCUGAAGAAUCAGCUGCAACUGAAAGAGAGGAGAGUGUUCCAUCCCAUGAUAGAAGUAGGACAGUUUCAGCAUCCAGUACUGGAGACUUGCCAAAAACAAAAACCCGUGCUGCUGACUUACUGGUGAAUCCCCUGGAUCCAAGAAAUGCAGAUAAAAUUAGAGUUAAAAUUGCUGACCUGGGAAAUGCUUGCUGGGUGCAUAAACACUUCACAGAAGACAUCCAGACACGGCAGUAUAGGUCCAUAGAGGUGUUAAUAGGAGCAGGUUACAGUACACCGGCUGAUAUCUGGAGUACAGCGUGCAUGGCAUUUGAGCUGGCAACUGGUGAUUAUCUGUUUGAACCACAUUCUGGUGAAGACUACUCCAGAGAUGAGGACCACAUAGCACACAUCAUAGAGCUGCUAGGCAAUAUCCCAAGGCACUUUGCUCUAUCUGGAAAAUAUUCUCGGGAAUUCUUCAAUCGCAGAGAUCACAUAGCAUUGAUCAUUGAACUACUGGGGAAAAUCCCUCGAAAAUACGCUAUGUUGGGGAAAUAUUCCAAGGAGUUUUUCACCAAAAAAGGAGAACUUCGACACAUUACCAAACUGAAGCCUUGGAGCCUCUUUGAUGUGCUUGUGGAGAAGUACGGUUGGCCUCAAGAGGAUGCUGCCGAGUUCACAGAUUUCCUGAUCCCUAUGCUAGAAAUGGUUCCAGAAAAACGAGCCUCGGCUGGUGAAUGCCUUCGGCACCCCUGGCUGAAUUCUUAGCAGAAUCUUCAAAUAUAACUCUGGGCCAGCACCCACAUUCCCAUACAUCAGGCCUAAAUGGUGACUGUCAUAAAUUCUCUUAACAGGAUCACAAAUGAGCUGGCUUCAACCCCAGACCUUUAUUUUGCUUUGAGGUACUGUUUGACAUUUUGCUUUUUGUGCACUGUGUUCUUGGGAGGGGUAGUAUUUUUGUCUUCAGCUUGUAGUUUUACUUACUCUCUCUGCAGAAAACACUAAUGUCUUUAAGCAUUGUUUCUUGUGUUGUGUAGCAUUCAGACAUCAACUUUUUGAACAAACAUCCUUUAUUCUCCCCCUGUGUGUUUUGGCAGGUUUUGUAACUAUUUAUGAAAAAUAUUUUAGCGGAGUAUUAUAUAAUUUACAAGUGUGAAACAUUAUCAAGCCAGAAUUGAGAACAUGUACAAAUCUUUCUUCUGGCAAUGGGACAUUGUUCUUGUAAAAUAGUGUAUGUAAAUGCACCCUGUAAAUGUUUAUUUCCAUUAAAAAUGGGAUGGGGACACACAUUUCAGAGUCAAGCUACUAAAUUGAGAGAGACUUGUAGUGUACAAAUUGCAUGUAGUUGAUCUCAACCUACUUGAGAAGUUGCAAAUACUUUCCUUUCUGUAACAGUGCCCAUCUUGGAUUUGAAAGAAUGUGGCUCUGAUUUAAUUCUGUAAAGAAGGCACUUUAAAGGGAGGCUAAGACGUCAUCCUAAAGAGAACAUAUAUUUUAUCAUUUCAGUGUCCCCUGAACCCUUUUGCCUGUUUCUAAGUGCUUUUAAGGAGAAGUGUUAUUUACUUUAGAUCUCUGAGCUGAGGGCUUGGUACCAUGGGACACUGCUUUUUUGUGGUUGAUGCAUUUGUCUUAGGAAUGGGAAAACAGCCUGGGAAGCAUUCUUUGAGCAGCAUUAUUAACCUGGGAUUAAAAAGGUGCUCAGUUUAAGGAAGGAAAAGCAGAACUAAUGCAAAUUUUACAUUACAACAAAAGAUCAUGCACCUUCCAUACAUAGCUUUACAUGUUUCUAAAACAAAUUGCACUAGCUUAUUUCUCCCUUCCCCCAUAAAUUGACAUAUUGAGGAACUAAUCUUCCUUUCUAAGUUGCACACAAAAUUAUAAGUGUUUUCUGAAUAAUAAUAAUCAUCAUAAAGCUAAGUAGAUUCCAAAAGAGAACUCAUAGGCAAUACAGAUUUUAGAAUGUAAAAUAUGGAGGUGUAUUUUAGCCUCUUUUAGAAGUCAGUGGAAUGAAUGUAAAUUUAUUUCUGGUUUUACACAUUAAUUAUGGUGCCACUUUUUCUCAACAUUGUCCAUUUUAAAUUUAUUCACUUGCCUUUGCAAUAAUUAGAUUGUGAGACGAUACCCCGUGUUGUAACAAUAACCAAUUGUUUGAGGUGCUUGCAGUUGUCUAAUUAAAGUGGUUGUUUUUUCAGAA
Molecule: messenger RNA, 3908 nt
Organism: Hemicordylus capensis (graceful crag lizard)
Lineage: Eukaryota; Metazoa; Chordata; Lepidosauria; Squamata; Cordylidae
Gene: SRPK2
Product: SRSF protein kinase 2
Exons: 17
Coding region: 356-2482 (708 amino acids)
Biological process (GO): regulation of mRNA processing; spliceosomal complex assembly; protein phosphorylation
Molecular function (GO): protein kinase activity; ATP binding
Source: RefSeq, a predicted model, not a curated record